AUGAUUGGCUGCUGUUUACAAACUUUCAACCAAUCAGAUCUCGCCUUGGUGCCAGACCAUCAAGUGUCCCGAACUUCUGACACUUGCUCCCACACCAUGCGGACAAGGCAGAUCUGGAUGAACAGUAUAUCCCGCACCUGUCAGACGAGUUCGUAUCAGCUUGCCGGGGUCGCACACAAGUGGAAGGGUGAGUGCACAGUAGAAGGUAUCGAUAUCUACGAUGACUUCGAAGUAAGUGAUCGGCGAAUCGGCAGAUUCUGUGGUAAAACAGUUCCCCUUCCAAUCAUGACGACCGGCCCGAAUCUGCACUUUACCGCCUACACGAAAUCCAUAUUCAGGGGAAGAGGUUUUUUGGCCCACUACAGUUCAGGUGAACCUCUCAGAAAACCAAAUUGGUUUUCGCUAAUUUCGAGCAAGUUGGGUAACAUAAGGUUGACGGAAACUCGGGGACUGUGGCUACCUGAUGAGCCUCAAGAAGGGCGAGACCGAUCGUCAGCUGUCGACGAAUGUUCAUCAACCUUGAUACCGAAUUGCAACGAUGCAGCCAUAUGGGUGACCGGUAACAAAUUCGAAAAUAAAACAGUCCUAUUGGCUACACUGUGUGGAUAUGAAAAAAGCUAUGAGGCUUUGAUUGGCAGAUUCCAACAAAUAACAAUAUUUCUGAAGACCAGCCCACUGGCGACGGGGACGGGUUUUGUUGCGCGUUAUACACGUUUCAGGGAUGAUAUCACUCUAAUGGGGGAACUGAACCACUCCCUUUACGAAGAUCCCGAAAGGACCGUCAGGUUGAAGCCCUAUGACGGCCAUGGAGUUGGUGAGAUCGAGACGGGGACCAUCACUCAACCGAAUGACCAGCGGAUGAUAUUCUAUUACGAGGCAUUUCAAUUGCGAGGUCCAUCAAGAUACGACAUUUGUACCGAUGAAUACUUUGAACUUUACGACGGGCCCAGCAGAUUCUACCCAGUGAUCGGAAAGUACUGUGGUUUGGACAUUCCACCAAUGGUUGUUUCCAGUGGUUACGCACUGUCCUACCGCGCGAGAAUAAUUUCAAACUCAAGCCAUGUUGUCAUGUUCUAUAAACCAGUCACUUGCGGAGGCACGAUUUCUGUGAAAACACCCGGAUAUUUCGUGUCACCUGGCUAUCCGCAUACCCUGCCCUCAAAUUUGCGUUGUCAUUGGAGGUUAAUACCAUUCGAGGGCCUACCAGUGGUUGUAGAGUUCUCUGAUAUCCACAUGCCUCCACUGUGGUACUGGUGUGGUGACACGUAUACUGCUCUGUCGGGAACAACAGCCGGAGGGGAAGUCGUGGAUCUGGGGAGAUUCUGUGGCUCCGGGAGAGAUCGGACGGUGAUGGGCGCAUUCAAACAUCUUGAUGUACAUUUGGUGACGGGAAGGCGUGCCAAUGGGACCGGUUUCAAAGCUCAUUACAAGAUGGAAUGUGGCUAUUGGCUGUCAAAAUCUGGAAUAUUCCAAUCACCAGGACGUACUGAUUGGCAUCGCACGGGUUUCGUUUGUUGGUGGGGACUGCAAAUUCCUUUUGGAAAAAAGAUCCUCCUAGAUAUCAAUAUUCAACUUGAUUCAGAGACCGACCCUGAUGAACCGUGUUUUGACGAGAUUGUGAAGGUGUACGACGGACCGAAUAAGGGGUGGCCGCUUCUCAUGAUGAAAUGUGAUACACACCAUCGACAAAUCAUGUCACGAGGCCAAACGAUGCUAGUACAGUAUCGAGUGGGCAAGAACAAACCAAAGCUGACUUUUACUGCGAGCUUCCAACCA
Opisthorchis viverrini is the source of this 1776-nucleotide messenger RNA. RefSeq lists its product as hypothetical. Lineage: Eukaryota; Metazoa; Platyhelminthes; Trematoda; Opisthorchiida; Opisthorchiidae. The annotation marks the transcript as partial. The transcript is spliced from 11 exons. The record is from RefSeq and is a predicted model, not a curated record.